UUACACAAAUUUGACUAAAACUAAACAUUAAAUACGGCAACAAAGCAGAGGCGUGCGGGAAGGAGGCGGCCCGGCUCUUUGUACGCUGUUAUUCCACCGUGGAUCGGCUUCUUAUAGAUAUAUAUUUAAUUAAUCUAGAGGAGGACUGCUGCUGAGGCAGCACAGAGGGGUGGAGUCCAGUCCCACAGCCAGGUGCGGCACUUUAAUGCUUCAGUUGGAUGGUUUUCCUACUGGAGACAGUGUUAAGGCUGAUCGAUCGGCUGGCAGACUGACUGGAUCCAUGAUGGAAUUACAGACGUUACAGGAGGCUCUGAAGGUGGAGAUCCAGAUCCAUCAGAAACUGGUUGCCCAGAUGAAGCAGGACCCUCAGAACGCAGAUCUGAAGAAGCAGCUCCACGAACUUCAAGCAAAGAUCACAGCACUCAGUGAGAAGCAGAAAAAGGUGGUGGAGCAGCUGAGGAAGGAGCUGCUGGUGAAGCAGGAGCCAGAGGCCAAGCUGCAGCUGCAGGUCCAAACUCCUCCAGUAGGUGGCGACAUCAAACCAGCCAACCUGCUGCAGAGCCAGCAGAUACCUGGAGGACUGCAGCAGACGCUGACGGUCACACCAGUCCUCACCACGAAGACUCUACCUCUGGUGCUGAAAGCUGCCGCCACUCCUGCCCUGCCCGGCUCCGUCCUGCCACAACGCCCGGCCACUGUCGCUAUGGUAACCACAGCUAUCACCAAACAGGACUCGCAGAACGCUCCCAUCAACCUGCAGGUGGCCAGCAAGCUGACCAACCAGAGCUCAGAGCCUGUGCGGCUGGUAUCCAAAAACGCCAUGGUGGUGCAGGCCACCACCACCACCACCACCUCCGCCCAGCCAAUCAAAGUUCCUCAGUUUGUCCCUCCUCCUAGACUGACGCCUCGACCCACCUUUCAGCCACAGGUCAGGCCCAAACCGGCCACACCCACCAACAUCCCCAUUGCCCCGGCCCCUCCCCCGCCCAUGAUGGCGGCCCCCCAGCUGCUCCAGAGGCCCGUCAUGUUGGCCACCAAGCUGUCGUCAUCCCUGCCCUCGGCGGCCCCCAUCCAUCAGGUGCGCAUCGUGAACGGACAGCCCUGCAGUAAGACCGGCUCCACCCCCCUGACGGGGAUCGUCAUCACCACGCCCGUCUCUGCCGCACCCACCCGCCUCGGCAGCCCUGCCCAGGCACCCAACCCCUCUACCAUCCCCAACCCGACUCCCGCCCAGCCGAUCCAGAUCAGCAGCCUGACACCUGAGCCCAAGACUGUUAAAUCAGGAGGCGGAGCUGAGCCGAAGGCCGUUGUCAGCCUCCCCUCUUCCUCCACCCCUCCGUUGUCUCCAGCUCCCAGACCCAAGAAAGAGGAGAACCCAGAGAAACUGGCCUUCAUGGUGUCUUUGGGGCUCGUAACACACGACCACUUGGAAGAAAUCCAGAGCAAAAGACAGGAGCGAAAGAGGAGAACAACGGCCAACCCGGUUUACAGCGGAGCUGUGUUCGAACCUGAGAGGAAAAAGAGCGCAGUGAGUUACCUGAACAGCCCUCUGCACCAGGGGACCAGGAAGAGAGGUCGCCCACCCAAAUACAGCAGCGUCCCGGAGCUGGGCAGCCUCACCCCGACCUCCCCCUCCAGCCCCGUCCAUCCCCUCCCCCUGCCCAGCCCCAGCUCUGGGGAUGGAGACAUCCAUGAGGAUUUCUGCACUGUGUGCAGACGCAGUGGCCAGUUGCUCAUGUGCGACACGUGUUCUCGUGUUUAUCACCUGGACUGCCUGGAUCCACCCCUGAAAACCAUUCCUAAAGGCAUGUGGAUCUGUCCAAAAUGUCAAGAUCAGAUCCUGAAAAAAGAAGAAGCCAUUCCCUGGCCCGGGACCCUGGCUAUCGUUCAUUCCUACAUCGCCUACAAAGAAGCUAAAGAGGAGGAGAAACAGAAAUUGAUGAAGUGGAGUUCUGAACUGAAACUGGAGCGAGAGCAGCUGGAACAGAGAGUCAAACAGCUGAGCAACUCGAUAACAAAAUGCAUGGAGACCAAAAACACCAUCCUGGCUCGUCAGAAAGAAAUGCAGCUUUCCCUGGACAAAGUCAAACACCUGAUUCGCCUCAUCCAAGCCUUCAACUUCAACCAAGCUCUGGCAGAGACGGAGGGUAAAGAAGUCAGUGCCAGAGUCCAGGACAGUGCUGAAGGUGCGCUCAGCUCUGAAGCUGCACCAGAAGCCAACUCUGUAGAGAAAGUGAAAGCUGCAAGCUCAUCAGAAAACAGCAGCAUUGAUGGAAAUGACAAACAAGAGCAGCAUGCAGCCGCCGGCAGCAACCAGACAGCAGCAGCAGCAGGAGGAGACACUGACGGCCAGCCUGUCCUGGAAGACGGUCCGGUCCAGGCAGCAGAUACCAGCCCCGAUGUAGGGGCAGGGGGUAAGGCCAAGCCUAGUGUAGGGGCAGGAGGAGGGGGAGGGGGUAACACAGAGACUGUUCUACAGGCUGAGGUUAUGGCCAAGCCUGAGACAGCUCCAAUGGUUGACAUUCCAGCUGCCACAGCGGCCGCGACUGUUGCCACCACCAAUGGUACGGCAGAGCCGGCCUGCCCUGACCGCAGCCCCGGAGGAGACUGCACCACUAACACCACCACCAACUCUGAGAACAAGAUGGCUGCCGUCAAUUCUCCAGAGACAGCGGUGGAGAAGAAACAGGAGGAGGUCACUGACAGUGACGGCAGCAACACCAACAACAGCAAAACCUCAGAACCCUCCCAGCAUUCUUUGCCAGCUCUUGUCAGCAGUUUGGACAAUAAAAAGUAA
Seriola dumerili (greater amberjack) is the source of this 2797-nucleotide messenger RNA. It is a transcript of the gene phf21ab, whose product is annotated as PHD finger protein 21A. Bases 284 to 2797 code for a protein of 837 amino acids. The record is from RefSeq and is a predicted model, not a curated record. Lineage: Eukaryota; Metazoa; Chordata; Actinopteri; Carangiformes; Carangidae. The transcript is spliced from 19 exons. Gene Ontology annotation, cellular component: histone deacetylase complex. Gene Ontology annotation, molecular function: chromatin binding. Gene Ontology annotation, biological process: negative regulation of transcription by RNA polymerase II.